AUGGUCAUGGAUUCUCAGGUGUUGCUGGGUGUUGCACUUUCAUCUGUGGGUGGUUUCAGCACUUCCAUAGGUGCACUUUUUGUAAUCCUUAGUAAAGCUCCAAGUUUGAAGGUGCUUGGAUUGUUACAGGGUUUUGCUGCUGGUUUGAUGCUGAGUAUAUCAUUCUUUGAUCUAACUCAUAAUGCCUUGAACUCACUUGGCUUCCUAAGAGGCAAUCUUUGGUUUUUUGCUGGUGUCAUAUUCUUUGCUGUUGUUGCCAAGUUUAUACCAGAACCAACAGCUGCUCCUCCCAUUUCAGAUGAGAAGAGUACAAAGAAAGUUGGAAAAGAAGGAAGCAAAGACAUUAUGAAAAGGCGACGCCGCCAAGUUUUAGUCAGUGGUGUUAUCACAGCCAUAGGUAUAAGUUUGCAUAAUUUUCCAGAAGGAAUGGCAGUGUACCUAGGAUCCAUGAAGGGCAUUCGUGUUGGUCUUAACCUUGCCUUGGCCAUUGCUCUGCACAAUAUCCCAGAGGGUGUUGCUGUUGCACUUCCUGUCUAUUUUGCGACACAAAGCAAAUGGGAGGCAUUCAAGUUGGCAUCACUUUCUGGCUUUGCAGAGCCACUGGGUGUUGUAAUUGUAGCCUGUUUAUUCCCUACCAGCCUAAAUCCUGAGAUUCUUGAAGGUAUCCUUGGAUCAGUUGGUGGAGUUAUGGCUUUUCUAACCCUUCACGAAAUGCUACCACUGGCUUUUGAGUAUGCAGGGCAAAAACAGUCUGUUAAGGCUGUCUUUUGUGGGAUGGCUUUCAUGUCUGCAAGCUUGUAUUUUCUACGUAGGAGCUUACCAGAGAACAUGUAA
Molecule: messenger RNA, 834 nt
Organism: Sphenostylis stenocarpa
Lineage: Eukaryota; Viridiplantae; Streptophyta; Magnoliopsida; Fabales; Fabaceae
Source: the annotation of a GenBank genome assembly